AGAAAGUUGAGGUGGGAGGGGAGACGUGAGGAGAGGGUCUCCUGUCUGCUCUUUUGUCAUGGGAAGACUUUACUCAGAUGGUUCAUACAGGGAAAGAGAGAGACAGGAGAGUGCAGGUCUAGUCUGGACGGAGGUGUACAGAAAGAAGGAGCAACGAUGUGAAAGAGGCAGAAAAGAGACGUAAGUUGUUUGAAAUUUACGCACAAUUUGUUUCAGUGAGGUUUUGAACCAAUAUUUUGAUUGAUAGAUAAAGAUAAUGGCUGCUUUCUGUGUGAUACACACCGCACUGUGUUACCCCUGAGGUUAAAGUGGUGUUACAGUUAUCAGGUUUUUGGUCUUAAACUAACUGUACACGCUUUUGACAUUUGAAUAAUUAAUAACUCACUACAGACACCGAAUUAGAGAUUUAAAGCUACAAAUCUCGCUAACCUUUUGAGUCGUUUUUUUUUUUUUUUAUUUGUGGAGAAGGUAACUGGUGAACAAUCACACUUGUGGUUAUUUGUCUGUACAUUUCUGGAAACAAUCAGAACCAUUAAGACAAAGUGGAAACAGCCUACAGUGGCAGUUCAGAUCAAUUCAUACAUGUUUUAAGCGCAGACUGAAACUGUAUAUGAGUUUAAAUGGACAGUUUGUAUGUCAGAUGGUGACUCAAAAGCAGUGUAUUGAUUUAAGGCUGAAUGUAUCAGAUAAUCAAUCAUUCAGUCUAUCAAUAAAGCACUUUUGUUUGUAUUAGCUGACUUUUCUCUGUUUUGAUACCAUUGUAGAAUAUGUGUUGGAUUGUAGAUUGUGGUUAAGACUGACAAUAGUCUCAAUGGGCUCUUAGAAAUAAAAGUAAAUACUAAUGUAGCUGUUUCUAGAUUUUAUUGGAUCUUCUGUCAAGUUGACGGAAACUUUAAAAGUUUCUUAAAAAGUGAACAUAAUCGUGAAUACACGUUAGAUCAAAUAUAAACUUUUAUUCAACAUCUCAAUACAGUUUCACCUUAAUACAGUGGAAAAAGUCGCUCUUCCCUACAUUUUAUCUGUGUCUCUUCUCCCAGCUGUUUAUUUCUCUCUCUGUGUUUAUGCUCUGGCCUGCAGUCUGGCUGAUGCAGUAAAAACUCUCUCCCCUAACAUGAGGCUGUGGGUUUCUCCCCCCUUUUUUCAGCCAGCUUGGAGAAUGAACUCAUGCUGAUUGAUUGUGUGACUGUGUAAAAGGAUACCCUACUUCCUGUAGGCCCUCUCUCUCUCCAGACAGCAGGACGAGAAAAUCUUGGAUCAGCCAUCUCUGUCUUUCUUUGCUCUGUAUGUGUGUGUGCUGUCUGUGGGUUCAGGAAACAGCAUCGUCUGAGUUUUAAAAUCCCUCAAUGGAACCAAAAAUAUUCUCACUGUCUGAGUUAUGACCUGCAGUGUGAGGAACCCAAAUACGUGGAUUUCAGUUUCUAUUGAUGUAAUAGAGGCGAUCCUUUCAACAAGCAAAAACAACAUGGGGUACCAAACUAAAAGUCCCUCACAGGAGCUUUAACAUAAAACUGAACAUUUGGAUUUAUAACCAAAUUGAAACAUACACCUGCCUUUUUGAUUUAAGUUAAAUUAAACCAGUGAUGCGGUUUACGUGAUGUACAGGUAUACGCUGUAUACCCACUAGGAAAGGUCCUAGAUUUCCAUACAACUUCUUAAAAAUACACAAAGAUGUGCAACAGCCGCAGUUGUGACCACAACUUCACAAAUACUUGUGGUGACUAAACCUGUAACUCAUUACCUUCUGUAAUUCCAUGUUGUUUUCAUAAUAAUGAUAUUUUAAAAGACUUUUAACUCUUUACUGUUGGUCAAAUAGCAGAUAUGAAAAGCUAGACUACACCACUGCUUCAAACUGAACAUUUUUAUUAAAGAUAGCGGUGCCCACUGAGCACUUUUUAGUCUAAAAGAAGUCUAAUAGACGUAUAAAUGUAGCCUAGAGGACUGGUCUAAAAUCAGGCUACUACAGGUCUAAAAAUGAAAGUUUUUUAUUCAUCUAAAUUUAGACCAAGUCUAAAUCUGGGCUAUAUCUAUACUACACUGUAUAUUGCUCAAUGGCUUUCAAAAUUAUUUUGGUUAAGUACUUGGAGAUCAGUUAUGCAACUCACAGUUGCUUUUUGAAAUAAAUAUUUAUCAAAUAAUGGGUUAAAGUGCAACGUCUAAAUUCCGUCUAAAACUAUACAGAAUCUUGACGGUUGAAAUUAGGUCUAAAAAAAAAACUAGACAUCUAAUAUCCAUCUAUUGCUCAGUGGGUGGACAAGGUAAAAUAGACAUUUGCAGGACUAUUAAUGUUGUCAUUAUUAUUAUCAAUAUUAUUAUUAUUAUUAUUAUUAUUAUUAUGCAGUAAGGCACAUGUCAAAAAGUGACAUCAAGUUUUGCUAAAAUCAUGUAUGGAUUAAAUCAUAAUAAUCUAACUCUAACCAGCUAUGGCCUGGAUUGCAGGACAGGAUCUUGCUCCACUUUUUGCCUUCGGAGUUCCACUGUGCCAAGUAACUAUCAUUAUUUUUAAGACCAUCCUGAGAGAGAAAAUAUCACUUUUUCCCCAAUGUUUACAGAUUUUCUUUGCUUCAUUGUUUUUGCUGCUGUGUUUACAGCUAAUGGUGACAGGAUCCAGUCUUGACCCCUCUCUGCAGAGUGGUUUGGUAUGACACGUGUGAUCAGGUUUUCCUGGUGUUACUUUUACUGUUGGGUGUUAAUUAACAGCAUCACUGUGUUUUGACCAGUCAAGUUCAAGGCUUAAAGACAGCUGGGUGAUAAGUAAGAAAGCCAAAUAAUAAAACGGCAUUUGGCAGUACAAAGGAAAUAAUUACGCUGCGAUGUGACAAAAUUAGAUAAUUUUUUCUCACAACCUGGAAAAAUACGUAGUGCUUGAAAUUGUAAUAAAGUUUACUAUGACUGAUGUCUUAUUUUAGCAUGGUCUUCAGGAGACUUUGGAUCCCAAGUGAUUCCCGUCUAAAUUCACCCAGUCUGACCCUCUAACUCUGGCUUGUGUCACACUGAGUCUGGGGCUCUGAGGGAGUACUUUCAAGGACCGGCCAUGAGCUCAGGGCUAAAAGAUCAAGUACUCCUUUUUUUCAGACUCAGUUUUUAUUGGUUAAAAAGGAGAAAGCCAGACAUAAAUAGUUUCCCCUGUAUCUGUUUUCCUACUUAGCCCUCAGAAAUGUUGUUUUUUCUUUCCAUUCAGUAAAAAUGCACAUGUGAAAUAUCUGCCUGAAUCGGGGUAUUGUUGUACGGUUUUAAGAGUGACCACAAGGCAUGGAUUCAGCUUCCUGUGAGGCUCUUAAAACCUUUUGUUUCCAGACUACGUUAAACUGUAUCAUGUUGCUGGAACACUAAUGCAGGAUGUAAGACAAGAAAGUAUGACUGAUUUGUGCUCCCUGGCAGAUCUGUUAUUUAUUGUGAAUCCAUCUAAUACGACAUAAAAAUAUCUAAGAUGCUACUCUUUUGUAAUGUUUGUGAGCUUCAUAUUGAAUUAUCCUCCUCAGGAGACAAAGUCCAAAGGGUCCAGCUGAAUUGUGCACCCUCAGGCUGAAUCAGAAAGGAGGUCGGUGCAAUGAACAGCAUGCUGCCUCAAAGGAGUGCUGUCGCCACGAUGAGCUACGGCUCAGGUAAGAUGUCUAUCAAGAUUCUUUGAUAGUUAAUUUCCCAUUUUAAUCACUUAAAAAGGGUCAUAUAGUAACUUUUAGAUUCUUUAACUGUCUCUUUAAAACAGAGACAGCAGAAAAACAUUAAGCAAGUCUUGCUUUUUCAGGUGCUCCAUAAGGUCAGUUUAUUGAAUAGUUAAAGAAACUCCUUAAACUGGAGCCUGGAGUGGCUCUUUCCUGCAUUUUUCCUUGUUAAAGUCUUUUGGGGGUUCUUAGUUUUGCUCAAAUUUGCUUUGAGGCUUUCAUGUUUUAAUUUUAAUGGUAAAUUUGCUAAAACAGACAUUAAAAACAGACAUAAAAAACAGGUUAGAAAUAAAUAAAACAAACACAUCGGAGCUACCUGAAUAAAAGAGAAAGGUUCAAGUGUCACCUGGGGUAUCAGUAGUCAAACAACUUUAGUAAACAUCCUGCAUUGAACAAGCCUUAAGCUGCUAAAAUCAGAAAUAUAAUAGAGGAGGCGGUUUUAAUACAAACACCCCAACCAGUAAGUCAGGGAGGCUCGAAAACUUUUGGCCUCACUCGUUUUAGUUGUUAUCCUGUCCAUGAUUGUAUAUAGUCUAUGGUAGAACCUGAGUUAAAUCUCGUGCCUAAUGCUUUUAGUAUUUGUGUUACUGUUUUUUCCUCCAUCAGAUUUUUUUUUUUUACCAGUUGUAAUUUUAGCAUAUUCCCUGUAUUGAUAGAGAUUUUUUUACUCGUGGUCUGAUUUUUAAAAUGUAUCUUCAUUUUGGAUUAUGUGAAAUAGAGGAACACAAAAGUGGUUACAUUUCUAUAGUGUCCUCAUUUAUUCCUUCACUCGAAGUGAAAUGAAACAGGCGAAGAAAAAUCUCAUAAACUUGGUCUUUGCCUAAACAUUGAAAUACACAGGUAGUUAAAUUCACCAACUUCUCAUAGCAACACAGGAACUAUAAAAGUAGAUAGAUAGAAGUGUGUACACUUAUUUAUAAGUAUAAGUUACAUCUAAGUGCUUUUCUAAAGGAAGAAGACAGAAAAAGUAGAAAGAAAAAAAAAACCCACAUUCAUGUUGAACUUGGUCAGGUCAAGCUGGACUACAGUUCCCCAGUUUGAUACUGUGCAAAUAUUAACCGUGGUGUACAGAGAUAGAAAUCAUUUUAGUGUUUUCACAACAAUGUUUGGAUUUCUCCGGUGAAUGUCAUCAUUUUACUCCUGAAAAGAGUUGAUGGUCUCUUGCCACACCAAGAAAACUUGGUUUCUUCCUCUGUUUCACUGUCUAUGCCGUCUGUUGAUAAUCUGGCCUGCACGUUCCUACUUUUGUCAAAAAUAAUACACCUUGUUUUGCUAGUGUGUAGGAGAGGUUUGUUUGUGUUAAACCAUUCUUUUAAUUAUAAUAUGGUUUAACUUGUUUUCACUCAAAAGGGGAGGUUUAUGUCCUAGAAGUACAGGUUUACAAGAUAAUAAAGCGGAUGUCCUAAAAAGUGUUCAGUGAGAGGAAAAAGGCUUCAAAGGAGCUUUAAAAAAAAGGAUGGAUGAACUAAAGUUCUAUGUGAAGACCCAGAGGAAAAUGGAAAAGGAUUUUUCCCAAUUUCUUUUUUUAUUUCUUUCUACUUUAUUCCAAAGAAGGCAAUUUCACAAUUUGACAACAUCAUGGCAAAUCACAACGUUUCUUAUUCAUUGGUUGGAAAGAGCAGGAAGACGAUACCUCUUAUAAUACCUGCCCCUCACUCAAUGUCUAGUUACUCUAAUAAUCUGUCACUGAGCAACAUUCCUACCACAAAACAAAACAACAACAAAAAACAGAGUUUUAAGUUGACUUAUCGGUCACUGAAUGAUACUUUAGUCAAAGCAUGAAGUAAACAAAACAAGUAUAAUAAAAAAUAUAACCACAAGACAGCAUUUCAAGCUGACUUUUCUACAAGAAUCAUUGGUUACUUUUGUCAUAAUUUCUGAUUGUAUUUUACUUUGGAUAAGAUUAGUACAGGUCUUCAAUUCAUUACUUUGACAAUUCCAUAGUUUGACUCCCAUGACAGAGAUACACAUCCACUUAAAAGUUGUUUGUGCAAUUUAAAGUUGUGCUGAGAGUACGUAAACAAUACUGUUUUAUUUGUCUGAUUUUAAGGCCCAGACUUUCUUUAGAUCCAGUUUUCUGUUAAGUAGCUCCUGUAAAGAAAAGGUGGAUAUUCUUUAACAUGACUUAAAGUGUGUGAUUAAAUGUUAAAUCAGCGUCCAGCCACUCAUGACUCAGGCCACAUUGUAACCCUGCUUACUAAGACAUUUGUGCUGAAGUGGACGGUGUCCUCAGGGUUUUUCUCACAGACGAGACUAUGAUGCAUUCUGGCUUGUCUUGGUCCACCAGCGUUCUUCCAUUUUUAGAAGAAGCUUAACCACUGAUUGAGCCCAUGUUUGUGUUGGGCUCAGAACUGUAUGGGUUUACAUUCUUCACUGGUUUCCCCCCUUGCUCAGCACAAGUUUGAUAGCACUGCUCUUAGCUGAUCUGGGGCUCAUUAAAGCAGCUACAUUAAACCUGACACUAUUACAUCGUCCAAAAGAUUUCACACUUUGCCAAUUUUCUCUUUUUUUCCAUCAGACUGUGGGAAGAUUGAGCAUAGCAGCAGCGGCUCUGUGGGUGGGACAGUGCUGAGGGGCUCCCGCUCGAAGGCAGAGCUCCAGGAGCUGAUGGAGACCCUGCAGCGGAGAAAGAGCGCCCUAGAGGCCAGCUUGAGGGCAGCUGAAUGCAGCCGCAAGUACCUCAGUGUGCCUCCACCUGUGGGAUCCCAGCCCACCAGGCCUCUGUCAAUCCUCAGCAACACAGAAAGACCCCCGUCUGCUUCCAGAACAUUCUCCUACAUGUCCAGCAGCAGUGUUCCUCCCUCACCUCGCCAGGGUGAAAGACAGCUGAGUCCAAACGGUUUACAUCGCCAUUCCCACUCUCGGCACAUGUCACAAGACAGUCUCCUUGCAGCUGAUGGAAGCUCUCUGCUCUCCUCUUACGGACCGCCUGUACCUCGUUCUCCCAGGGUGAAAAGUGGAGCAGCCAGCGUGCCGUCCAGCCCCCGAAUGGGCCGCAGGCUCUACUCUCAGGGCAAAGCUGGAGGAGAUUCCCGGCAGAGGAAAUACUCCACCGGCUCUCUCAACAGCCUGGGAAUGCACAGCCGCUCUCUGCCACGGCUUCACAACGCAGCAGACCCUCCCGCUCUGUCCCUGCCGUCACGCCACUCAGUGGGUUCCCACAGAGGAGUGAGUUCAGCUGGGCAGAGGCGCAGUCUUUCUUCCCUGGAGCAGCCACCAGACGUGACAGUACCAGCAAGCAUGCCCAGCACUCCCAGGAGGGCCAGCCUGGCCUCUCUGAGCUCUCUAGGUGUGGAUCUCGAUGGGACUGGUUUGGAUCUGAGCUUUGGGGAGAGGAGGUUGUCUUUUGGUAAGGGUGGGCUUAGUCCUGGUCAGAGAGUGGGCAGCAUCAGCUCUCUAAAUGGCAAAGAGGAGCUGAGAGAUUACCACCAGCACCAGAGAGAUGAACGACUCAGGGAGCAGAAAGUCCAGAGAUUGGUGAGAAGUUUUUUUAAUCUGAUUCACUGAGAUCAUGCUGCUUAAAUAAGCUUAUUUUGUGACUGUUUUAAAAAUCUGUGAAAUAAUGUAGCACGUAUCAUCUGUCGACAGGAGUGCCAACGUCUGGAGACCAUCUUAAAUCUCUGCACUGAAUUGGGUCAGGUGGAAAGAGAGCCCGCGGUCUCAGCUGUGUCCGAUCUGCAGAAGAUCAAUAAGGAGUUGGAGAAGCUGCAGGUGUCAGACGAUGAGUCAGUGUUUUCGGACUCUCCCAGCAGUAUGGCUCCAGACAGCAGCUUUGGGGGGAAAGCCAGCAGAGACUUCCAAGUGUCUGAAGAGCAGCAGGCCAGCCAGCGUCAGCAGAGCAGCUACAGAGAGCCCAGGUCCCACUCACCUGCUGUCAGCCUGAACAGCAGCGCACCUUCACCCUCCACCAACCACAGAGCCAAAGUAAGAUCUAAACUCAUAUUCAUAAACAGAUCCUGAUAAACAUCAAACGUUCCUAGUCCUGUAUUUCAACCAAAAACUCAACUCUAAGACGGUUUGGGUUAAAACUUCCAAUUGGUUCAUUGGCUGAACAGUUGAGUUUUUACAACCCAUGAUAAAAAGAAAAAAAAAACUGACAGUGCUUUACAAAGUUGGCAUAACAGGGAAACCCACAACCCACUUUGAAACUCUGAUUCAGUUUAUUGUGGAGUGAAUAAACUCCAGGAGCAAUCUGAGAUACAACCAGCGUGUCCUUUAGUAGUCUUUUUUUUUUUCAUUCAUACCCAGAGAGCUACUAUUAUUUUGAUAGCCGGUCAAUCAACCAUGCAUUUAUACUGAUAUGCUACCUAUCAAAACAAGCUUAAAGACCCACUGUGAUGAAAAUCAUGUUUUUCUUGUUUUUUCUAUAUGUUCAUAUGGCGUUUUUCUGAUGCUACAGGACAUAUCAUGAGAAAACUAAAUGCGAAAUUGCUUUCCUGAGUAUUUCUUCCUUCAAAUCUCUGUGAAUCUCUGGCAGACCCAAACAGCAGGUUCAGAAACAGUAAAAGUUCAUACAUAACCAAUCCAAGCUCCGCCCCCAGUGCUUAGCUAUGCAGGCCACAUUCUGCAUAUAAAGGGGGAAAUUGCCAAUGAUCUGCUGGAGCUCUGCAGAAAAAAAAGCCAUUAAAAAUGACACAUGUAACGCAAUUUUUGGUAAAAAAAAAAAAAACUUCAUAAUCAGAAUUUAUAGGCGACUGAGAACAGUUCAAAUGAUCAGAGUGGGACUUUAAACUGUGAAAACUUGCCACACACACCUGACAUUUCUGUAGCUCCAUUAAUGCAAGUGGAUGAUUAACAAUCUCUUUUAUUGAUUAGAUGCUAUUGAAUUGAUACAAUAUAAACAAAGGGCUUCCUUUGUGAUGGUUAUCUAAUAUUGCUGCUAGCAGUGAAUUAACACAGUUUGUCUGAAUUAAGAAGUUUUAUUUUGUAGGUCCACAGUCAGAGAUUGGAGGAAUACCUGUAUCCAGACUUUAUGAGAAUAGAAAUCGACUUUUGUUUUGUUGACAAUUGCUUCGAGGCUAUCUAGUUUUGUCCGAGUUCUUUUGAGUCAGUGGUGACCAUCUGAGGGAAACAAGGUGGAUCUCAAUCCCCACUGUGGGGUUCAUGCUGAUUGCUUCCUCUUUAAACAAUCUCCUGGUUUAUUGGCCUGUGUUUGUGGUAAACAUCCUGAUGUUUUCACGAUGACAUGUUUGUAAAGAAUGAUCUUAGAUGUAGAUCUUAAAUUUUGUCCCAGACCUCCGUAGCUUGAAAGAGACUGGUUGAGACGCCCUCUUCUGACACCUAAAGAAAAUGCAGAUUUAAAACUACAUUGACUUUUUUGAUCACUCGAACCAAGAGUAUUUGAUGAGAAAUAAAACACCAGCCUUCAUUCUGUGUUUCUUCACCCUCUCUCAGCUAAUUCCUGCUCCAGCUUGAGUGUUAAUGUGAGUAGAAAGAGGACUGAGCUGUGGUGAACACUAAUGGGGAACACCCCUGCUGUGGAAUGUAGUUUAUCAGACUCCUGAAACAGUGUUGAUCUCUGUUUGUUUACCUGAUGUGAUAUCAGCUUAAAUGCUUUCCACUUCAGCGUCCUUUUGCAUUUCUCCUCUCACAUUCCCAAGAAACCCUAAUUUAUAAAAUCUGCCGCCAAUAAUACAUGCCAGACGUACCAUAUGAGUCAGUUUGUGUGAAUGAUUGCGGAAAUGUGUAUGAAGUUAUCCUCAAGCCAUUUUGAAUUUUCACCAUUUUUCAUAGGCGUAGGCAGUUUUGUAUGUCUGAUGAGUAAACUCGUGAUCUAAACAAUGACAAAUGUAGCGUUCAUUCGGUUUAAACCGAGUUUGUCUGGUUUAAAACUGCAAAAAUAUGUGGCUUGAAUCUCUCCAGGACUCUGAACCAUACUCUGACAACACAUCAAUGGCAUGAUGGCUGCAUACAAGUGUGUGUUUUCCACUGUAUCACUCAGCAGAUAUAAACAUCCGACACAGAUUUUCAUUCAUCACUGGGCUUUUAGUCACAAGUACAGUAAGUCCCUGCAGUUUGUAUGUUUCCUGUUUAUGUGGCUGUAAACAGGAGAUCUAGAGCUACACAUCUUUGAUGUCCCUGACUCAUUUCAGCUUUUCUCUAAUCAACGUCUCUCUAGUGUCAGACUGCUAAGUUAAUCUUGAUAUGUUAAAUUUACAAAUGGACAUACAUCACAUGUAUCAAAUGCUGUGAUUUAAGAUCAAAGGUAUGCUUCCUCCUCCACUGUCUCCUUCCCCAGUCCCACUGUCUGUGUAAAAGCUUUUUUCCACUCCAGAGCGACCUCGCGGUGUGUCUGGUUUUAAUGAAGAGGUCCUAGUUUUGUUUCAGCACUCUGCCCUUCAAACCCUUUAAGGAUGGGGGGGAACAGGAAAUGACUUUAUCCCACGGAGAAUUAGUGUGCACAUGUGUGUGUGUGUGUGUGUGUAUGCACAACCGUGGUUCUGCGUGAAUGGGGAAGCGUUCGUGUAUAUGCAUAGCAGAGUCACACAUUUUUCCAGAUGUUGUGAAAUUGGUUACGAGGCUAAAUGGAUGGAGGACCUGGUGAAAAAGAAAAAGUAGUAAAUGUAUCAUCACAGGUAAUUAAAUAAUGUUUAUGAUGUGGCAAACAGGAUUUACAAACACAGCAGUUUGUAAAAAAUCAGCUCACAAUUUAAACCAUAAUUUCUGCAAUGUGUCAAUCGUGACAGCCGUUUACAGCCUCAUAACACCGUGUCCUCCAUCUCCUGCAUUCCUCCCAGCAGUGUGUGAAACCAGGGUAACUAUAAAUCCUGGAGCUGUUGGCCACAAAAACAAACCUCCUAAAUUCUGAAAGAAGUAAACUAUAUAAUACAGGAUCUCUAAAUUGCACCCACGUAUGAAUGAGUAUGAAUGGACGUUUGUAGGACUUAGGGACGGAUGAUAGAUGUGGGAGGACUUUGGCGUGGAUUGCAGCGGCGCUCACUGAUAGAGCUUUCCAUUACAUAAAGUGGAAAAGAAUCCUGUUGUCAGUGAUCCAGCUUUGGAGGAGUAAAAACAGCAGCUGCUGUCGUUGAAUAAAAAAAAAAAAAAAGUAUUCUGCUUGCAGGCAAAUUACUUUAACAACCUACUGAAUGCAUGGAAAAAAAUUUGUUCCCUGUGUUACAUAACCUCCUGAUCGAAAAUGCAACCACCAAGAGAAGCUAAUGCCCAUAAAUGUCUUCAUGAAGGGGUCUUUUUGUGUUGAUUAACAUAAUGUGAAGAGUCCUGUAGAGCACAGCAUUUAUAUGCAUUCCUCAUGUCACUCCAGGCUUUGGACACAGUACAGCUGAAGCAGGAAGUAACACAUAUAGAAGAGGAGAGGAUUCAAGUUCUGAACAACAUCGAAGAGCUGGAGCAGAAGAUCAAAGACCUGGACAACCAGAUGGAGGAGUCUGUCAGAGAGGUACACAGCGGAGCACAGUGCAGUAAAAAAAAAACACAGCUGAGAUCAGAGCAGUGGUGGAUUUAACUCUUUCCCUGCCAGCUUUUUAUAAAAUCGCUGUCACCCACUGCAAAUUUCUGACCAAGUUUAGUGACCUUUAAAGCUUCCCCUUUUCCUCUAUAACAACAAAUGCAUCAAAAGAAAGUUUAGUGCUUUAGUUUUCUUUUAUAAAAGCUAUAUUACUCAAACCUGUUCUGUUCGUUUAUAUCAGCAUUAGAAAAUUGGUUUUCUGUCAAAAACUCAGAAAAAAGUGUUUUUUUUGUUUGUCAUGUCAAAGCAGAAAUUUGAUUCUUAGAUUCUUAUACAUGAUAACAUCUACCAUAUAAUUUAAAAACACAUAAAAACACAUAAAACAUCAGACAGUUUGGAGAAUUUCUGUCUGCAGACACAGCUUCACUGCAAGCGGUCUGUGCUGUAUGGCUCCUGUACUCAUGCUGCUGCAUGUUAUAGUGAUUAAUAUUGAUUAUACCCACACUCAAAGUGCAGCAGGUCUCUGUCUCUCAUCCUGAUCAGGUGGAAGAAUGACCCCAUAGUUUUGUGUGUUUUUGGCAGUGAAUCAAUCAAUCAAACUUUAUUUAUAAAGCACUCUUCCUAAUGAUUUAUUUACACUCCUAAAGGAAUGUAAAUAAAUCAGUACAUACAUAGGAGCACUCUGUUUCAUUUCAUUUAGAUAUAUACAAACAUAACAAUGAGGUGUUAAUCUCAGUGAUAAAGAAAACAAAAGUGUAUAAAUUUGUCAUCAAUAUUCAUCAGCUCUGCGUUUGCCAUGUGGAAAUUACUUUUCACGGCCUGACCCAACCGUCUGACCAGACCGGAUGUGUUCACUGUUUGACCAAAUAAACCAGUGUCCAAUAACAUCUUGUCAAACCUUUUGCACCUUACAUGGUUGAAGAUCUUGAAGUCCUCUUCUCGGUUCCUUAUCAAUCACUAUUAAGCUCAGAUUCUGGAUCAGAGUUAAAACAGGACUUAUCUGAAUCUCAGUUGAUAAGUAUUUCCAACAGAUGUGUCCUCUUGAAUGCCACCAGGUUAUUUCUGUUAAAUCUGAGGCCACAUAAAACAUAACUUUGAAGGUUUAUCCAUGGGAAGGUAGGCCUGAUUAUCAUUUUGGCCAAAUGUACAUUUUUCCUCUUUUCCUCUGUGCUUCUGUUUCCUGCAGAUGGAAGUGGAGUUAGCGCUGCUGGAAGGGGAGCAGGAGUCAGAGAUGACCCAGUUGCAGAGAGAAAAGGAGCUUCUGGACCAACUCAAAGAAAAGAUUCAUGGUACCGAGAAGACAAGUCCCACUGAGAACUCACAGGUAAAACUACCAUUUCACAAAUCCUGUAAUCUACCAGUGUGUGUGUGUCUUACACACUAAAUUUUGUAGUAUGUAAAUUGACACUCUUUAAAUGUUGGGCAACCUUACAUUUUUUUCCCUCAGCAGAAAUUUUCCACAGUGGCCAAAGGUCAAGUACUAAAAAAACUGUAUUGGUAGUUUGUGUGGACAGGGAUUUUGGGUGCCAAAGCCACAGUUAGAGCAAAUCUCAGGGUUAAGUUCAACUUGACUUAGGAGGUUCAGUUGCAUUUUCUUUAAAGACUAUACAAACAAACUUCGUUGACAAGAGGAAAUGCUCACAGAACCAGACCGAGUGCCUUUAUAAAGAUCCUCAUACUCAGGCCAAAAUCACCGUCUGUAUGUGGUCCAAUUAUGAAGUGGAAAUAAAUAGAUUUGACCUAACAAAAGACAAUUAAAAAUAUGAAAAUAGACUUGUUAACUGAUUCCUCUGCAGCAGCAUGUCUUUGAAGAGAAGGCUACUUUACAGCAGCUGCUUCUCUGUACUCCAGGAUUUGUUCCUGAGACCUAAAAUGCAACCAUAGACUGUCCUUCUUAUUUUACAACCUCAGUCUGUGUUUUGUCUUCUGAUUUCUUUUCUUUCUAGCUUUUUUUUUACAGAGCUAUAAUCCUGGACCUCUCUCCUCACUUCCUGUCUCUCAUUUACAACUUGUAUUUCUGCUCGGAUAUCCUGCAGACCCUGUGUGGGAAGGACCCUAAAUAGUUAACAUGUGUGAAAAAAAUCUUUGCUCAUAUGAGUCCAAUUUAGUUAAAAAGUGAAAUCACCUGAAACCUGACAUUACUUAGAAAGACAUGAAAUUUAAAUUACCUUUACUUUUGAAUAGCUUUUAUUUCACAUCUUUCUGUAGCAGAUAGCCUGCUUGUUGCUUGAAUCAGUUUUUCUUUUUAAAUUUUACAUCAUUUCUUGUGUUUAAAACUUGAAAGUUUUUUAAAACACCUACUUUCACUUAUUCAUGUACUUAUAAUUGUGUGCCUGUUUUGUAUGUCAGGAGGCAGAGGAGCAGACAAAAAGUUCAGAGGAUUUGGAGUUUCAGAAGCUGGAAAGAGAAAUUAAUCAGAACGAGGAAAAGGAGAAUCAGAGCCAAGAGCUGCUGCGAGAGAUCGCCGAGUAUCAGCGUCUUAGUGUCACACGAAAGGUAAAAAAAAUAAAAGAGUGUGGUUUAGUGUGUGUGCAUGCAGCCUGCUGUGCAUGUUAAACACUGCUGACAGUGCUGGCAAAGCAUCACUUUGGACCACACAUUUUUAACCAAAAGUAUCUGCAGCAUUAUUUCCACUGUUGGGAGUUAAAGGGUUCAGCAGAUGUAGAUCUUUAGUGUUACCGUGUGCUUUUUUAUGGCACGUUUUAAUUAAUUUACUGUUUAAAGGAAGCUUGAAUCUUUUUGAUCAUGGGUUUUUGUUAAUUUCCUUUUUUUAUCCAUUAUUACAUUGUGGUUUGUUGUCAUUAAUCUUGCUGCAGGUUGCAUGAAAAUAAAGUGAAAAUAGUGCGAAUUGCUGCACAAAGCAUGAACUAAUCACAAGAAACAACAAUACCAGCGAUGGUAAGCAUGAAAAUCUGUUUGUGUAGUAAAGUGACUAAGAUCAUUUGUUAUUUUUAAGUUGAGGAUAUGUUCACAGACUCAGCAGAAUCAGUAAAAAGGUAUUUUCAUUGUGUUUGAAGAUGUUGUUGAGGGCGUGCAUAAAAAUCUCACCAAAACUCCUUAAAAUCAGAAUUUGCUUUUGUUCACUUACCUGCUUCUGCUUCAUACUAUAACACAUUCACGUCAUUCCCUGCUAUGAUAUCAUCUUUGCUUUCAUAAAGAGAUCAUGCUGUGUUUUCUGUCCUCUCAGGAAAGGCUCAUGACGCUGAAGAAACAGUCGUCACAGAUCACCUUACAGGCUCAGCAAGAGAGAGAGAAUUUCCAGAGAGAGAAAAACAAUUUGCUGGUCAUGCUUCAGAAGGUAGGAAGGGUCUCUCUGCAUGCUGAUGUUGUAAAUAUUUAAUGUUAUUUAUUUCAAGACCCUGCCCUGAUGCCUGCAGGAGAGAGAGAAGCUGGCGUCAUUGGAAGGAAAGUAUGCAGAGUUGUCUGAGGGGCGGAGCUUCACUAACAACCCUGUGGCCAUCACAGAGGUAGGAUUCAGUUACUGCUGUGAUAAUAUUUUAUGUUCCCACCAGCUGAGUGCUUCUGCCUCUUUGAACUGAGCUGUUAUUUUUCUUAUUUCUGGUCUUUUGAUCUUUUUCUGGCCUCUCUGAUUGCUGCAGCACUUGCACACUCUCAAAGAAAGGAGAAGAAGCAGCGGCAGUAAAGAAAACUCUUCCCACCCCAGUGACAGCCUGUCUCAUAAGAGGAGCCAGCAGAUCCUCAACUCUUAUGGCAGAUCUCUUGGGCGCACGCUUUCUCCAAAGGUCAUUACACAUUUAAUAAAGUCAGACAUCAAAGUUUGGAUCCAGUAGAGUCUGAAAGAAGGUGUUGAUGAUCAGAUCACAAGACCUUUACAUCUUCACAAAAACAUCUUUGCCAUGAUAGAUUGAAGUACAAGCCUUACUGCAAGGAUAACCCAGAUUUUCAAGCUUGCAAAACUGGGAAAAUUGAGAGAAAAUGUUACUUAAGCGGUCAAGUUUCAAAAGACAGUUUCAAAAUAAUGUGGUCUGUCUGACUCUGGACUGCACAGAAGGGGAUUUCACUGCCCUCAUUACUUCUAUCGAGAACUUUUCAUCCCUAGAGAGUGAUCCACCCAGACAGGAAUGCUCAGUUUCACUCUGGUUUACCCAGCUGACUCACUCCUUCACUUUUUGAUUCAGGCCCUGUUCUUGAACAUAAUGUCUGCGUGUGUGUGCCCUCCACAGGCCCACCUGCCUCUCUCGCAGAGCUCCAGCUGCGGCAGUGUGAUCCCACCAGGCUUCAGCACUUUCACCCCCCGGGACCUGAACGUCCGCCAUCGGCCCAAGAGUGAGUCAGAGUGGUGGACUGUCAAACUGAGUCUGCAUCAAAUCUCUAGAAAACUGUGUGAGCAUCUAAAACCUGAGGCCUUUUUCAGAAAUAAGGUCAGAAACACAGCUAGUGAAGUGACAGUUUGAGGCUAAGAAAAAAGAGACUCUCAGUUCAAGUCUGACAUCAAACACUGAGGGUCUGAUUUUUUGAAGAAUUGCACAUGCUAAAUCUCUCAAAUCACAGAGGGCGUGCGAAGAGUUUGAUGCGCUGCAUAAGAAGUGUUUUUCUUCUCUGUUGCAGUUUUUUCACAUCUAAAUUAGGGAUUUUGCGUUCAAUUUGGAGCAAAUUUUGACCUUUUCCCUGCAAAGGAACUUCAAUGCCAAAUUGUCUAAUUCACAAACACUGGUGAUAAAGUCGUGUGCACUUAAAGCUCCAGUGAGAAACUUUAAAUUAUUAGCAUCCUUGUAGAUAAAGCAGCCUAUAUGCUCGUCAUAAACAGUGUCAUCUGACUAAAAAAUCUAAUCAUGCUGAUUCUUUAUAGUCAAAUGCUUCAUUUGUUGUGAGUAAUGUAUAUGGAAAUUAAAAUUUAAAAAACAGGUCUGUUUCCUCAGCUGAUCCCUACCCCCUUACAACAGUUUUACACAUUAACAAUGAAGAUGAUCAAUCAUGUCAGCGAGGGUUUUGUUUGCUUUUGGAUGUCAUAUAAAGGCGUCAAUUUGAAUUUCAGUCUGUUUCAUGUCGAAAACCCCUCACAGGUGCUUUAACUGAGUUCAUUUUUCACUGUCUGCUGAGCUGCACUAAGUAAAAGUAUGUCGCAAACUAAGUUUAGUGUAACCACAACAACAACUCCAGCUCCAGAUUACCUAAAAAUUAUAUAUAUUUUUACAAUCAUUCAGUAAACAUGACUUUGGCAUUAAUAUUAUAAUCAUAUUCAGAGGUUGAGUCAGUGUGGGUCUGCCUGUGCCCCAAAUCCAGCAUACAAAGGUUUCCACUGGUACAGAGAAGGUCAGGUCCACUUUACUUUUUGGUCUUUCUGACCUUUCUAAACAUUCUCUCUCUCUCUUUCUCUCUCUCUUUCUCUCUGUCCCUCUGUUUUUCUCCCGUUCCAUUAUUCACACUAUAUUCAUACACAGUUGGCAAAACAUGCAAUACUAAUUGCCCGUUAGUACUUAUUCUUACUGAUUCCAUUCAUAUGGUUAUGUCACCUGGAGCAAUUUGGGGUUCAUUGUCCUGCCUGAGGACACUUUAAUACAUGACUGCAAGAGCUUGGAUCAGAGCUUAGAGCCAGUUAGAAAGGAUUGCACUGAUCCAAAACUGUCCCUGAAAUUCAUCCCUGUACAUCCCUGUCAUAUACUAGAUAGGAACUUGUAAUUUCCACCUGAAUAACUACAGGUACAGAGUAGUUCUGCUGGCAUCACCAGAAAAUAAAUAUAAUUCGUUGGAUAUGUUAAAUGAGGCUUUAAAAGUUCUAAUGUAAGGAUUACAUUGAGUUGUGAUAUGUCAAGAAAGCAUGAUGUUGAAUGAUUCUGGGUCUGAAUGGAAGAAUUUAACAGUGGCCAUAGAGUGACUUCAGUAUUUCAGAAGGGAAUGAUAGUGUGUCAGCAAAAUUCGGGCUUCAAAGCACUGCGAUAAAAAUACUCAGGCUAAUUCGGCACACUCUCUGGGAAACAGAUUUUAUACAAACUAUAAUCACACAGCAUCGUCGACUUGAGCCAAAGAGAUAACAAGUUACCUCCCUGUUGUUGUAAUAUUUUCUUGUGUCAGCAGGUAACAGCCACGUACACAUGAAUGAAGACAGACAGAGGAGGAGUGAUUUUUGCAGAGGGAUGGUCUCAGAGCCCAACGUGUUCCUGGACUCCUUCCCGUACCCGGACAACAGCCAGGCCUCUGACACUGUCAGCGUGGACAGCUCUGACAGCCUGGAGACCAGCUUCUCGGCCUGCUCCCCAGACAACAUCUCCAGGUCAGAGAGGAAACAAGAUGCAUACAGAUGAGACAUUACUUUGAAGAGUCCUGAUGGACGAGAAUAAAUAUGAAACAAGGAAGGAAGAGUUGUAUUUAUAGAAGGAAAGUUGGAAUAAAGACUACGGAGGGUGUUCAGGAUAGAUAUUCUUAAAAUCAAACAAAUAAGAAAUCCUGUGUACUCUGUAUUGGUGUCAGAUGAAAUCUUAACAUACACAAAUUAUAUAAACGCCCCCUUCAUUAAAGGGAUAUUUGGGUGUAAAAUUAAUUUAGGGUCAAACACACCGUAACACCGAGUUAGACACCCCCUCGAGAGAUGAAUGUUGCCGACCGCGAGUUUAGUUAAACUUUUACUCUAUUAUUCAUGUCAUCAAACUGGUGUUGAAGUCCCACUACAGCAUAAAAACUCAAAACUAAUCCUUUUAUUCUUAUCACUGUAUUUGCCGUUGAGAUAUUUUGUUUAUUAUGUGAUAAAAAUAGGUGUGUUCACUCUUUGAAUCUCAUUCUUUUCACUUUUUAUGAUAUAAAUUGUUUUUUUCCCUGCCCCUCAGUGCCAGUAUGACUAACAUGAUGAAGAUCGAGGAGAUGGAGCGUUUGCUGAGGGAGGCCCAGGCUGAGAAGCAGAGACUUCUUGAAUAUCGGGUAAUGUGACAAUCAAUCAAAACCCCUCUGUGUACCUUGUGAGUUAAACUGUGGAUGACAUGAAGACUCUCUGGCAUGCGCAGGAGCGAGAGAUGGAGAUGCGCAGGCAGGCUCUGGAGGAGGAGAGAAGAAGAAGAGAGGAUCUGGAGAAACGUCUGCAGGAGGAGACGAGCAGAAGACAAAGACUAGUGGAGAGAGAGGUGAAGCUCAGGGAGAAACAAAGAUCUCAGGUAUUCAGAAGAACAUACAGUAAAUCUGUUUCUCAUCACAGUUCUCAUCGCAUAAAUGCUUCUUCAAACAAAGAGAAGUACAGUGUUUUAUACUCUGUCCACAGUCCCGUCUGCUGACUCGCUACCUCCCUGUAAGGAAAGAUGACUUUGAUCUUCAUGGUCACAUUGAGGCAGCAGGACACAACCCAGAUGCCUGCUUCCAUCUGGCCAUCACUGACAAAACCUGCAGGGGAUUCCUGGUCAAAAUGGGCGGCAAGAUCAAAACAUGGAAGAAACGCUGGUUUGUGUUUGACCAGAAUCGCAGAACACUCACCUACUAUGCAGGUGGGUGUGUCUACCUUACAGCUCCCUGUGAGGAAAAGUGUCUGUCACUUUUAAACCAGGCCAAGACAACCAUUUAGAGGAUACUGGGAUUGAGCUUUGACCACAGAUUUGUCAGUGCAUUUUUGUUUAUACUGUAUUAUAUUCUUGUUAUAUUCUUUGCUGCAGACAAACAUGAAACCAAGAUGAAAGGAGUCAUUUAUUUCCAGGCCAUAGAGGAGGUGUACUAUGACCAUCUGAAGAAUGCACAUAAGGUAAGCAUUUUAUUUGCAUGUUGGUAUGUGUGACAGAAUCUACAAAUUUUCUUUCAAUGACAUUUUGUUCACAUUUUUCUCUCUCCUCCCUCCCUCACAUUGCAUCACCUCAACCUCUCCUUCAACUUUUUUUCUGUAAACCACAUUCACUCCUGCACCCCAGAGUCCCAACCCCUCACUGACCUUCAGUGUGAAGACCCACGAUCGGGUGUACUACAUGGUGGCUCCGUCACCUGAGGCCAUGCGUAUCUGGAUGGAUGUCAUAGUAACAGGUGCUGAAGGACACAUGCAUUUUAUGGUGUGACUGACCCUAAGCGAUCAUCAACAGAUCUUUGCUAAAUGUUGUGUCACAUGAGAAGACUAGCACCACUCUGACUGUCAAAGGUUACAUGAAAAAGAGUCAUGCAAAGCUGAGACGAAUGACUGUCAGGUCAACAAACAAACUUCUGUUUAUACAUGAAGUGUUUGAAGCCUACAAGGAACACUUAUGCUCAAAGUCACACUAUAUGAUACUCCUGUAUAACAGCAAAGAAUUGAUAUACAACUUCAUAAUAAGCUAUUUAGGUAAUUUUGUAUUUUUUAUGUAGCACAUGUUGCUGAAGCAUUCCUAAAUCUUGCAUCAAUAUUGUACAAGUUCAGACUUUUCUCCCUACCUACAAAUUAACUUGCUCUGCUUUGUUUUGGCUUUUGUACGUUCAAAAUUUGAUCAGGGAAGCUUUUAAGUAUUCAGACACUCAUUGUCUGCUGCACUUCAUAUCUGAGGUACAUAGUAAUGCUGCUUUUCUGUGACAGAUGCCAGUUUGUUUAUCGGUCUUUUAUGAAGUAUGUUCGAGCCAGGGUAUCAGUUGUAGGCUUACCUCUGCUUCUUAUCCUUCUUCUUCUCUUCUCUCUGUUUCUGGUUGGAAAUUUAUGUUUCGAUGUCUUACAUUAGAUCAAAACUGAUCUUCUGUCAAUGUCAGGCUCUCUCACACAGGGAUACUGAAGGCUGUGGCUCACAAUAUCUUGUUUCCUUUCUAUAUGUUUUUGAUUGUAAAUCACAUUUAAUUGCAGUUAUUGUCACUAAUAUUCAAAUAUAAUUGAUAUAUACAUCAUUUUACAUAUUUUAGAAUAUGUUAACUGCUGCUGCUAGACUGUCAGCACAAGCUGGUCUUGUUUAGGUAAAUGAAACUGGCCAGUGUCCACCAUCAGUGUCCCAAAUCAGAGACAUCUUCUGCUUUUCUUCACAUUUACAAACAUAAUUAAAGAAGAAGAGAUCAUUUUAGGCACUUUUUACAUAAUUGUUAUGGGUUAUUUGUACUUGUUAGAAAAGAAUCUCGUCUCAUCAGGAGAAAAUGUCAUGAUCAUGAUGGUACUGCGUGUACUUGUAGCACUGUGCAGCUAGCUCACUCCAUCGAUAUUAGAGGCUGCAGGCCUGAUACAAUGAGGCCAUGUUGGCAGAAGUGAUGCUGAAUUUACUGCGUCACUCUCAUGUUCCAUGAGACUUGCAUUAUGAGUUUUCACCAGCAGAGGUCCUCAGUGCAGACUUAGUGCACUGAAAUGAUGUAAUGCUCUGUCCUUACUCAGACAAGAGGAGCGACAUCAGUGGUCUUGUUUUCCUAAUAUGCAUUCAUAAGCACAUGUAUAUUAAGCUGAGAUUUGCUUCUUUAAGCAAAAUUUGAAUCAUGAACUUUAGCAUCCUAAACAUCAAGAUAUUUUAUGUAUUCUUAAAACACACUAUAAACCCAUAUGUUUGCCUUUAUAUCAACUGACUAUUAGCAGCAAGCUGAUUAUAUUUUUAAUCGAAAUGAUGUCCUGAACACCAGCUGUUGAUCCACAGACUGCAGAUUAGGUUGCAGAGCUGAUGGUGAUAUUGAGUUUGUGCCUGUGCUGGAUGCCUCUCAGUGAGCAGAGGAACAGUACAUCCUCUAACUUUAUGCCACAAAAGUCUGAGACCAAAUAAGCAACCACAUUUAUAUAUAUUUGUAAUGCGUUUCAUAUUUUUAUGUUGUGAAUGAAGAAUGGUAAUAUGAGUGGAUGUUAUGCUCCAGGGUUUUUACAAAUGUCAUUUGUACUGUUUCAAUAUAAAUAAGAAUAAAUAAUUUUGAUUGUGAACUGUAAUUGUGAUAAACUGGUUUAUUGCCCAGAAAAACCUGAUCAAGUUUAUAGGGAUGAAAAGAAACUUGAUGAAAGGUAAUGAGUUUUCAUGGACAUUUGGCAUUAUUUUGACCUGUUAUGUAAUGUAUUGCAGUGGAAAUUUAUGGCCUUAUCAUUAAAGGGCUGCACAAAGCCCCUGCAGCGUAACCGGGAAUUUUCACCACAUAUCUUCUAAAUGGUUGUCUUUGUUCAAUAUCCUCAUCUUGAGCUUUAAAAGAUUCAAUAACACCCUUAAGUCUUUUUAAGUCAUCAGCCACAGAAACUCCUCAUAUACCCCAAACACACACUCCAUACAUAGAGUGUGCCUCUAGCUAUAAAUAUUAUAUUAUAUCUGCUCUACCUCCCUAAAAGUGACAGAGCAGCAUUAUUAGAAACUUCUCCAUCAUAAUAACUUGAUGUGUCCUGGUAAAAACAUACAUGUAGUUAAAUCUGGUCCAAUUAGCAUGUAUACUGUGAUUGCCCUCAUUAAGGCACUCAUGUUUUAAACCCCACCUCUUUCGCUUUCACAGCCUCUCAUUGGUUGACCUAGAGGGGUUGGCAUGGAAACACAGAAUGAAGCAUGCUAAAUCAGGUUCUGAAGGGGCACGUCGUCGUCGUCUCUCCAGAGGCAGCAGCAGACACAAACACAUACAGACCAUAGAAAGUGAGGGUGGCCUCAGUGCAUUAUGGGUGCUGUAAUCUGUGUAACAUAUUCAGGGCAGGGGGCUGGUCUUAAAGACACACAAACAACCAAUAAACAGAGGCUGUUGUCACAUUUACUUACUUGCAUGAAAGCCACAUUUCUGAGGAAAAUCAUGUGAAAGGAUGUUGACAAAAGGCGGCUUUCACAUUAUAUGCAUGUUUCCUCUUUAAACCUACAGGAAUCAUUAAGUUUCCUGUAGUAGAGAGCAUUAAGUUGAUCACUCAGUGCGUUCUCUCAUAACCAGCCCCAUCUAAGUUUGAAACAGUUCCUAAACUUUUGGACCCCAGACUCCAGGUAUUAUGAAACAGCUGUGUUGUUUCAGAGCCUCAGGGUCAAAUUGUCCUUUCCAGAGAGAUGUUUUUACCCUCUGAUGUUGGUAUCAGCACCUGAUGUGGUGAAAUCCUCGUGCUUUUCCUGGGCAAAAGAUGGCCCUCUUGCAGCCUCUGGCUUCUCAGACUUAACAAAGGUCUUUUUGUUUCACCUCUGCAAAGCUUUUUAUUUAAAUAACCCUGUGUCCUCUAGUCUCUAUUUCUAACACCAGAUUCCUUUUAACAUUGCCCCAUGACUCUUAUCAACUUUCCAUCCCAAACCUGUGGUUUUACACUCACCAUUUGUAGUUUUAAUCACCUUUUCUGCUUUUAUGCAACAUUGUGCAAAGCUUUUAUAACAUACUCUUCUCUUUUAUUCUCUUCAGCAAUGCCAAACUGGUGCUGCACUUUCAAAUCAAACGAUGCAUGAUUAUUCAGCACAUCCAUUGAGUGCAUUUCACACUAAGAAUAGCAAUGACACACAUUCCCAACUCGUUUCCUGAUAAUAAGGCAUGCAUGUUAAGCGUUUUCCCUGUAUGCUGAUUGGCUGGGCUCCACUGACAUUCAUGUGCUCACUAUUCAGGUCACUGAGCUUGGAGUGUGGUGAUGUUGGAAUUGUGCUCCCAUGAGGACACUAGUCUGAGCACAGAUUGUAGUAAGAUGGUGAGGAUCUGUCAGUGAAAAUAGAAAUGUUUGCCCUUUCUUCUCCGUCUUUGCUCUCAUCCUCAGAUUUUCUCCCUAUUACAGAGUUACAUAAUUUCUUUCCACAUAAGAUUAACCAGAGAAAAUGUGGUCCUGCUAAAAGCAAAGCUUGUUAAUCCUUCUCUAUCUGCUCACUUUUCUCAUCUGCCUGCCACAAAAUGGAAAAUGGUGUACUUUACAACUUAAACAAGUCUUGUCUUGCUAAGCACUCAUAUUAUUUUAUUGAUUAAAUAGGAAACAGAACAACAUAGAUGAGACUAUUCACACAGAUAUUCUUCUCAUCUGAGUAUAAGUAGGAUAAGGAUGUGUCAGUGUUCGAGCUGAAGAUCUCAAACGUCCACAAUGCCAUUCACAAUGGCCGCAGUCCAUUUCUGUGGAAGGAGUUAUUUCCUUUCCUUCCUCGGUCUGUCCAAUAGUUCACAGUGAGAUCUGAUCCGUUACAUAUGAGCAGGCAGACAAACAGGCGCUGUACAGUUCUACAAUUUGUGCAAAAGAUAAUGGCACGUUUUUCUGCUACAUACAUCCAGAGAUAGAUGUGGAAUGUAAAUUUGGUUGUUUUGCAUUGAAUUUAUAGAGCUCCCGUGGUUCUUCUUCUUUUACGAUAAAUAAAAUGUAAAGGGACUUGUUGUUAUCAAAGAGACUUCCUGGAAAGAAAGACAAAAAGAUUUGACGUUUCCUACAAAAAGUGGACGUAACAAAAUUUAAAAGCACUGUAGAAAAGACCGGACAAAUAUUGAGAGUCUGUAGGAAAAGCACCCUUUAAAAGGCACUCCCCCAUGAUUUGUUUGUGUGUGUGUCUGUGUGUGUGACUGUGUGUGAAUGUGUGUGACUGUGUUCCCAGAAGACCUUUUAACUUGCUUAUCCUGUCAACCAAUGCUGCCGCUGCUGUGUGUUCAGGUGUGACCCUGAAACCCUUUCCUGAGAGCAUGUCCAGUUUGCUCAGCACCACAGAGCCGGGCUCUCUGCUUCAGAUCCCUGUGGAGAUGUUUUGUGCUUGAGAGCUGUCUGGAUCCUUGACUCUGUAUCUGUUGCUUGUUGUGACAUGAAGCCAAGAGAUGACAGACAGACAGUCCAAGAAGUACAGAAUAGAAGUAUGAGUUAAAAAAGAUGCAUGUGUUGAUGCAUUGGGGGAAAAAAAGCAGUCAAAGCCAUAAUCUGUAUCCUCAAUGGGUCAGUCCAUGUAUUAUUUUUUUAUCUGGGUGCCGCCACCUACAGCUGCAGGUUUAGUUCCAACCCUGCGGACAGGGACCUUUGACACUGGUAUUUUCGUGCGUGGUGGUUCUUUAGCUUGAGGGAUCUGCGAGGCACCAUGCUUCACAGGGAUCUUGGAGUCACGCGGUAAACUGGUGAUAACUUUCUGCUGCUGACUCUCCUCUUGGCUGUGUUUUGAGGUUGGCACAUUCACCUCACCAUCUCUGAUCUUAUCUUUGAUUUCUGCAUCAUGUGAGUUGAAAUUUGGCCUCUCUUCCUCUUGCACUGGAGUCGGUGGGUCCCUGCUUGUUUCAUCAUCCGGAUGUUGACUAUCCCGAACAGGUAACCUGCCAGCUCUGCCCCCUCCGACCACAGGUAUUUUGCUUAGUCCGGAUGCCUUUGCUUGUGGCGUCUUCUUCUCUCUCUGGAGGCUCGCUCGUGACUCAUUAGGCAGCUCUGCUGUUUUGUCUGCCACCAUCUGACAACUCAGGACAUCUGUGCUACUUGGACUAGAAAGCUUCUCAUCCACUGAUGCCUGUUCACGUCCUCUUGUCUGAGCAGAGACUGAGGCCUCACUCUGCUGGGAUGGAGGGGGAGAAGAAAAAGAAGAAGAAGAGACGGGGCAUGGGGCAGGGGUGGGUGUAGAAGGGGCUUUAGAGUGAGAAAGUUGAAUCUGAGCGGGUGCAGGAGCAGGAGUGUCUUUGGAUACAGAAAUUUGGAUUGGAGCAGGAGUAUCUUUAGAAACAGAAACUUGGACUGGAGCAGUAGUUUCUUUAGAAACAGAAACCGAGAAAGAAGCUGGAGGGUCUCUAAUUACAGAAACUGGGAUCUGAGCUGAAACAGGAGCAGGAGUGUCUUUAGGUAUAGAGACUGGGAUUUGAGCUUGGGCAGGUGGGAGUUUGGAUUGAGUAACUUGAGCAGAAACAGGAGCAGGAAGGUCUUUAGAUACAGAGACUGGGAUCCGAGCAGUGAGAGGAGUAUCUUUAGAUUGAGAAAUUUGCAUUUCUGCGGCAGCAGGGACAUCUUUAGAUCCAGGAACUGUUGCAAGGGCAGAAGGACCUUUAGAUUGAGAGAGCAGGGUCUGGCCCAAAGCAGAAGGUGUUUGGGAUGGCACAGCAACACCAGGAUGACUGGCAGGGACUGGAGUUGUUGUUGGAGCAGGUGCCGCCUUAUCUAAAGAGACUGGUGCAGGAGGGGGUUUAUAGGCAGGAGGGAAUUUGUCAAGCGAAUAUGAGGGAGGUGCGGCAGAUGCAAGGGUUGGUUGGGUCUUAAACGUAGAAAAAGUCGAAGUAAGAUCUGGGACAGUUGCAAGGGGAGUAGUCGUCCUGGUUAUGUCAAUUGAGCUGGAUGUAAGUUGGGGCUUGGAAAGUGCAGGAGAUACUGAGCUUGAGGUUGUAGUUGGUGUGUGGACUGUUGUCAUCUUAGGGGGGAAUACAGGUGCAGGAGAGGAGGGUUUGGCCGCCAGAGUACUGGCCAGUGACUCUGCCGCCGGUGAUUUAGAUUCUGCUGUGACUGAAGUCGUGAAAGGUUUGAAGGAAGUGGAAGUUUGCAGGGCAGAAACCCCAGAUGAGUCUGAUUUGAUAGGUGGAUGUUGGGUAUUAGAAACAGGAGCUGGAGGGCUAUGGGUUACUGGAGGUUUUACUGGGGCAGGUGUAGCUGCAGGGCUGAGUUUACUUACUGAAGUAGGAAAUUGAGGUGGUGCAGCAGUCUCUGAAGCCAGUUUGCUAAUGGUAGAGGUAAGAGUUGGACUAACUGAGGGAGGUUUGACUACAGUAGCUGGGGUGUUUGGAGGAGCUAUGGUUGCAGUAGAGGUGGUGCUCAGUGUGGAUUUAGUUGUCAAUAAAGGGGAAGACAUUUUUGAAGCUGAGAAGCUUGUAAGCACUACAGGGGUAGUGCUGGUGGAGACUGGAGCAUAGUCCGAGCUCAGUUUAACUGAGUGAGUGGUCAAAGUGGAAGAUUUGGUCAGUGUUGUGAUGAUGGUGCUCGGCUUGGCAAUGGGAGAAGAAGUUGUAGAUGUCUUACUCAGAGGGGUAGGGGAUUGGGUUGAGGCUACAGGAGAGGGUUUUGCCUUGUCCACAGUACUAACAGAGGUAGAAGUCAGCGGGGAGGAGAUGGAGGGUUUGGAGAAGAGAGAUGUGGAUGAUGGUGUGACAUCGGUCACCACAGCACUGAUGGCGCUGCUGGCUUUUCCCCACUCUGCCUCCACAUCAGCCAUGAUAUCACCUCCAGAGAUUGAUUCAAAGGUCAGGAGAGAGGAGAUGUCUGCCAAUAAGGAACUCAGGCUGUUAUCACCAGGUACCAAGGGGGGUUCACAGUCAGGAAGGGGCGGCACAUGCUCAUUAGUACUACUCACAUUGCCUGAAGUCUCCUCGGGAGUUUCGGUGUCUGACGGGCUCGUUGCUGUUACACUCCUGAUAGGCUCAGUAACUGGGCUGCCCAAAGAGCGUGGCUGGGAUUUAGGGGUCAGGGUGAGGUCCUCUUUGAUGAUUUCCACACUGUUGGCGCGGGAUGACAUGAGGAGUGGGCUCGGAGGGGCUUCCUCCUUGUCCUCUUUGUCUUUUGAUCGAAACUUCACAUUGCCAAAGAGACCCUUCAGCCCACGUCGUUGCCGACCCACUGGCUGGGACACAGUGUGGGCUCGAUGGUCCCCCAUUCCUCUCCGCCCUCCUCUCAGUAAAGACAGGAAGCUGAGGGACCUGACAGAGCUGACUGAAGAAAUAGAGGUGCGAGGAGGGGCGGCAGCCAGAACGCCAUCUUCACUGAGUGGCUCUUCCUCUGCCUGCUCCCUCUCUCCUUGACUCACCUCAUGUCCUUUUUCCUUGUCUGAAUCCUGCUCUGAAUCUGGGCCAGCCGUCUCUGAUAAUCCAUCCAGGGUUUUGCCCGUUUUAACAGGUGACUUGUUGUUUUCAUCUCCUUUGUUCCGGAUAGAAAAGAUGUUACCUGGCUUGCGCUUGCCAAACAGCUUGAAUCCUUUCCUGAUUUUUCCACUCGACUGUGUCUCACAAGGCGGGGGGUCCGUGCUCUCCGUUUGCAAAUCCAUCUUUUAUCUUCUGCCCCCUACCUCUGUAUCCCCCUAGUAGUUGUUACAGUUUAUUACUUCCAAUUCUUCAGCGAUGAGAGCAUUGAUAUCCAGACCGUAAUUCAAUCUGCGUCUGAAUCCUCGCUCUACCUCAGAUUCUCUCUGUGUGUUUCUUUAUCGGCUGUCUGUAACCCUCCCUCUCUCUAUCUUUCCCAUCCAGCCCUUUCUCCUCUGUUUCUCCCUCCAAAGCCCCUCCCCUUUGCCUCGUUUUUGUCUGGCUGCUCUCCACGGUUGCCAUAGCAACAGAGGAGCUAAGCAGCUUUCGUCAGCAAUGCAGAGCCAGGGGCCAUCAUCAACUCACCCUGAAUGCAGCUAUCUCUUCUUCUCUGUCUGAUGACUUUGUUUAUAUAAAGAGUAGCAAUGAUUUCUCUAUUAGCAGUGAUAUAAUCCGAGUCAUGAAUUUUAAAUGAUCUGACUUCAUGAAUUUAUUAAACCUCCCAUCUGCAUUUGUGUAAUGUACCUUAACACGGAGCUUGAUAUUCAUAUAAUCUUUCAUUACAAAUAAAUUGCAAAUCAAUUCAAAGUUGCUCCACUGUCCACAGCAGAUUAUUGCAAAACAUUCAAAGUUUAAAGAUUUAUUUUAAUAAAAUCAAACUUGAUGAAUGACUACAAACUAGAAGAGAAAAGUGACGGCAGUGUUACCUAUCUUGUCCACUGAAUUUACAGCAAACUACUUGCAAAGCAAAUUUGAUCACUCCCAUAAAGUGUAAAUGUUGAUAAUGUUACCGUAAAGUCAAUUUAAAGUGAUCAAGGGCUCAACUUUUUCAGAACAUCUGACCAGAGGUAAGGUCUUGAAAUUAAUUAAGACACUCAGUGUGUUUAUCUAAAUUUGAAGGAGUGACAAAGAGAAGAGGAGGACUAAAGGGGAACUCUGAUUCAUCCUCUUACGACACAGUGUUUGAACCGUUACUUAUUGUUAAUCUUUUUUAGAUGAUUGGUUCUCCUCUGCAUGUAAAGCAUCUUGUAGUUGAUCACAAAUGUAUAUGUGUUUUGCUCAACAAGCAGUUAUGAGUAACCAUCAUUAGUCAUUUUGAAUAAAGAAAGCUUCAACAAAAUUUUUGACAAUGUUAAAAUAUAUAUAUAUUAAUCAGUUUGAAUUAAUGAUUGAAAAUAAGCAUCAAACCUUUUCAAGUCAAAUAUAAUACCCCAUAAAACAUAUAUGAAUGUCUUGAAUAAAAUCAAAGCUUAGGUUUUUUUGUAGAUAAGAGAUGUUAGUUAGAGAGGCAACUGAACGGUCCUCGUUGAUGCAUGGUGAAGUAUGGCCUCUGGUGGCAGCUGAAGAAAAGGCAUGCAGCACAGUUUGUCGACGGCUGUAAAAUGUAAAACAAGUCUUAAAAUAAAGCUGCUGCCUCAUCUGCAUGGAUUCCCUGUCCCAAAUAAGUAAGUGGGUCAGCGGUCUUUGAUCAGAUCAUGCUGGUUUUGUGCGCAGUUCUCAGACACAGUAAGUGGUUAAAACAGCUCAUGAAAACAGCAUGAUGUGAUCACUGACACAGUAAGUGGUUUGAGGGAUUGAUUGGCAUGAGGUUUACACUAAAACCAAAUUUAUUUAUUUUUUAAAGAUGUAUUUUUUCUGGGCUUUUCAGGACUUCAUUUUAGAGAGGAUUGAACAGUGAACAGAGCAGGAAAUAUGGUGAGAAAGUGGGGAUUGACAUGCCAGAAAGGAGCCACAGGCUGGAAGCAAACCCAGGCCGACUGCUCGAGGCACAACCUCUGUAUAUGGGGCGCCCCCCUGGACAGCUAGACCAGCAGUGCCCUGACUGUAACCCAGUUUCAAUGCGUAGUGUGCCAAUAACCAACCCCUAGUACGGUAAAUGAAUAAACCUCUUUAUUAAAAGUAUGCAUAUUUAAGUGCUUAGAUCAUAGUGUAAGUACACAAAACAUGGACCCUGUAAUGAACAUGCAUAACAAAGAGAUUAUGAUCAGAACAUAAUGCCCUCUAUAAUAAUAAAAAUAAAACCAAAAAUGACAUCAGAUGUCUUGGGACUCACUUUGCUCCCUUUACACACAUUAUCACGCACAAAUACACACAGCACAAAUAAAUAGAUGUAAAUGUUUACUGUUCUCUGGGUCCAAAUGACCAGAUGGUCCAUUUUUGACUUGUCAUUCUCUCAGUGGUUUUCACAGUGUGGCAUUUAUAGAUGCGGUAUGCUGAAAAUGCUUAUUUUGUCCAAAGGCUAUUACUCUCCUUAAGAAAAGAAUUAGAGGCAGCAAAAAACAAAUCACUGCAAUAUCCCCAAUAACGUCUUUGUUUUAGGAAAUUAGUCAAGCUUAAGGGCCUGCACCCACUAACGUUUUCUUUUUGUUUGUUUGUUUUGUGCCCAGAGCUUCAGGUGCUCUUAGUCACUGCGCAUAAAUUGCUUUCAGUCAAUAAUAGUUUAACACUGCAACAGUUGUAAAUGUCAGUUCUCCAUCGCUGAUCAGUCAAAACCUGGACAGAGUGGGACCACUGAUGUAAACUUUGUCAACAACAAUGUUGGCGGUCCGUACAGAGGAGAUACUAACUAUACUUGUUUUAUUUUUGUUUGUUUGUUUGUUCAAUGGGAAUAUCUGUAAGUGAAAUUUGGUGUACCAGCCCUUUAAUUUCCAUCUACUGACUGAAAUAAAUUUUAUUGGGAGCUCCUGGAAGGCAAAAUAAAAGGUCCUAAGUCAACAGAGAAGAGAUGUCUUCCUCUAAUAUUUGUGUGAAUGAGGUAAAAUGUUCCAACAAAGUAAAACAGUUCGCUACAACCACGACUGACUUCUCGAUGAUCUUUCAGGUAAGAUGAUGUGAUACGUCCGUCUUCAUUGAUGACUCCAGCACUUUAACGGUCUCUGUGUGUUUAGACAUCAUGCUCCACCAGAGCAGCCUGAGUCAGAGCAACUUCAGCGUUAACGUUGUUGUCGUGCUCUUCAGGAAGGAGUUUAUCGUACGUGCGUCGGUACAAAAACCUACAUACUAGGGUGAUUAUGAACAUCUCCAUGAUCAUCAUCUGUUGACUCAGCACUGCAGGACAAAGGGAACGAGAAUCAGGGUUUCAGAUGAUUAUUUUACCUCAGAUAUCACAGGCUGAUGCAGGUGGACUUUCAAGAAAUGUUUUCUUACAUGAUCCACGAGCUUGUGAGGAGAAAGGAGGAGCACAGGCGAUGGUUCCAUCCAGUGCCAGGAUGUUAAUGAUUGAUGUCUGCAGCUGACUCAAUACAAGCACUAACUGAGGUGAAAAAGAAGAUGAAGUUAUGCUCUGUAUUUACAGUAAACACGUAGUGACAUAUGAAAGGCUUCUGCAGUUUAGUUGACGUAUCUUCAUGAUCUUCAAGAUUUGGAUUAAAUUUAAAGUAUAAGUAGGACUUAAAAUGAGGACUUUGUUAUUGUUAAGUCAAGAAAUAAAGCAAAAUUCAUGAUUUUCAAUCUUAUGUUUGGAUCUGACUUCAAUAAAGCACACAUGGUUGUGUUAACUUACUUGAUACAUGGCAUACUUGGGUACUAUGUUGAGGCCGCGUAAAUAGCUGUUAGAGUUCAUGAAGACGAUGGCAACAGGCCAGAGGGAAGUGAUGGUGAGGACGCCAAUGAAUGGGUUAAUCCAGAUGGCUGUACCAGUGAUCUCGAGCUGAAAAUCAAGCAGAAAUUCAUUUUCCAAGUCAUGUUAUGUUAAUAUUCAGUACAAUCAGAUAUGUUGGGUAGAGAUGCAGAUAUAAGCAGAUAUUUGGAACAAUCUAUGGACUUUGUUUAAACUGCAAAAAAUAGUUUGAAUGACAAAAACUGUUUACAUCAGAGAGAUCGAAGUUUCCAUUUGUCCACAAUACCACAGAGACGACUGAGAGCACUGUCUUUAAGAUGGCAUAUUGAAGAGCACCUAUCUUCAGCCAGAAUAACAAUCGCCUGAAAGAUUAGGAGCAAGAAAAGACCACAUUAGCAAAGUCCACUUUAUAAAGACAAUAAGCAAUUAAAAGAAUGUAUGCAUAUAUAUAUAUAUAUAUAUGCAUAAGAGUGGGAUUAAAUUAAUAGAAAAAUCUGAAUUUAUAAGCAAUAAAGGGCACAGUCUGAUCAUUGGGAUCAGGGCAGCAACACCCAGCAUGCCCUUCAAUUAUUUGGGAUAAAUACCGUGUCAUGGGCACUCGGGGUAAACAGGGGCAGCAGCAGCAGCAGGGUCCUGUGUUGAUCCUUACGGUUUUACCAGAAAACAGCUCCAGGUACUUAUGGGUUCCCCCUAACUCCUCGAUCAUCAGAACCAACACUUUAUACACCACGACUGCAAAAUAACUACACACAGACAAAGAAGUCAUCAUGUUAGUGUAUUAAUACUCAGUAUGUUGUAUAAAAACUGAGCUUUUAUAACAAAAAGGACAAACUACAGUUUUAUUUGUUUGUUUUUUAAAUCAGAUUUAAACACGCGACUCUUGACGCAAGGGGGCUUAUCAAAGCGAACUGGUCGAUGGUUAAUGGAUUUUGACCUUGUUAAAUGUGCGGCUCUGUAUAUGCUGGGCAGAAAUCCCAUAAACCAGAAAACGCAUAAAAUUUAUUACCAUACAUGGCCAAAUCCUGUAAAAGCCUUUUAGGAACAUCACGCUCCUGCUUUAUGGGGACGUUCAAGGCCACAAAACUCUGUUUUAUGUGGUCGUCCUUUAAACGGAUUUCACUCAGCGUAGGUGUACUUAUGAUGACGGCCUGGUUGUUUUAAAGCUAAAUUUGUUGAUUCUCAAAAUGCUAUAAUGAAUUUCCCUUUGGGGAUCAAUAAAGCUAUUGUAUUGUUUUGUACUGUAUUGUAUAGUAAAAGGAGAGAUAAAUGAUAAAGAUAGGUUGUGAGAACCUUGACACUUAGAUAACAGAGAUGAUGAAUUUGAUAUGAAAGAGGACACAGCUACUGGUCGAAGCUUUUAGAUAACAGGAAACAAAGAGCAGUGGUAGGCUGGUUAAUGUAAGUAUAGGAAGAUGAUGCAAGUGAGAACACCAGUAAAAAGUUAGGUUUUUUUUACAUCUAAGAAUAGAUCCAUUGUGGUCUUGACUGCCUUGAUAAACUGAUUUUAUUUUGCUUGCUCAAUAAUGGCACGGUUUAACUGAGAAACAACAUACCAGUUAGAUGUCAUGUCAGUGAUCAUGACUGCCCUUGGGAUCCACAGCCCAAAACAAGACAUGGUGGCAAUGACCUGCAAGCCAGAGAGACGUUCACUGAAGAUGAAUACAUUUGAUUUUUUAAUAGCAUUCAAAAACAAAUCUGAGUCUAAAUAAAACAGGAUCGUUUUCAUUAAUUUUUUCCUCCUAUGAGCUUUAGACUAUUAACAAUCAUUAUAACUGUAGGAAUUUAAGAAUUAGCAUUAAUUAAAAACCAGACAUAAAUACUCACUGGUGCUGCACCAUUCACCCACAUGAUGGUGGUCUUCUUGGGGUAGGGUAAGUGUUUGUAAAUGAAGACACACUGCUCCAGAUACAGCACCAGAGAAAUACAGGACAUGAGGGUGAGCAUGGCGUACAGGCAGAAUUCAAACGCAUCCAUCUCUGAUGUCAAAGAGAGCAGAAAGGGGCAGAAGUUUUAUUUAAUGGUAAGUUUGAGACACUCCAUGUAACAGCACAUUAUGGAAUUUACUCUGGUAAAAAUUCACCAAAAGAGGCAUCUCUUUACAGUUUGGUUUUAAUAUUGAUUUACUAUUGACAACAUAGUUCAAUACUGUUGAUUCUUCUGUCCCUGCAAACGUCUGUUUUGCUUCUCAAGGGGGAUAUCACAGCGGGGCUGUACUUAGCCCAUAACAACUUUAGUAUGUCAAUUUGAUAUUUGAUAUUUGAUACCCACAGAUUUGACCCAAACC
Molecule: messenger RNA, 32621 nt
Organism: Xyrichtys novacula (pearly razorfish)
Lineage: Eukaryota; Metazoa; Chordata; Actinopteri; Labriformes; Labridae
Source: the annotation of a GenBank genome assembly